Messenger RNA from Nakaseomyces glabratus, 405 nucleotides. It is a transcript of the gene OST2, whose product is annotated as dolichyl-diphosphooligosaccharide-protein glycotransferase. NCBI's taxonomy places the organism in Eukaryota, Fungi, Ascomycota, Saccharomycetes, Saccharomycetales, Saccharomycetaceae. Gene Ontology annotation, cellular component: membrane; oligosaccharyltransferase complex. Gene Ontology annotation, biological process: protein N-linked glycosylation. The record is from RefSeq and is a predicted model, not a curated record.
AUGGCUGGUCCUAAGAAGGUUUCUAGCAGUAAAUCCUCCAAGGAUGCUCAAUCCGGAGAAGUUUUCAAUGACUUCAAAGAGGCCAUCAAUUCCUCUAUGAAGGCUUAUACAACGCAGGUAGAAGGCAACAACAAGUUGAAGUUGAUAGAUAUCUUCUGUGUGUUUUUGGUGCUGGUCGGUGGUAUACAAUUCCUGUUUGCUCUACUGGUUAGAGACAGUUUCCCAUUCAAUGCUUUCCUUGCUGGUUUCAUCAUGUGUGUUGGUCAAUUCGUCUUGCUGAUCUCCUUGAGACUGCAGAUUUUGAACCAAAUUGAGUUCCCAGGUAUCUCGAGCAACAGAGCGUUUGCUGAGUUCAUCAUUGCAAGUUUGACAUUGCACUUCAUCUGUCUACAUUUCAUAAAUUGA